This is a messenger RNA of Mangifera indica (mango), 1803 nucleotides long. RefSeq names its product protein IQ-DOMAIN 22-like. Bases 119 to 1561 code for a protein of 480 amino acids. Lineage: Eukaryota; Viridiplantae; Streptophyta; Magnoliopsida; Sapindales; Anacardiaceae. The transcript has 4 exons. Gene Ontology annotation, molecular function: protein binding. The record is from RefSeq and is a predicted model, not a curated record.
AUUUAUAUACUCUCUUCUACGGUUCUAUUUCUACUCUCCUUUCUCUCUUUCUUUUCGCACUUAUCUCAACCAACUCUUCUCUCCCUCACUCGCUCAUGCAUUUCCACUACUAAAAACCAUGGGCAAAGCCUCCAAGUGGUUUCGCGCCAUUCUUGGCCUCAGGAAGUCCAACUCCACGCACUCCUCUAAAGACAAGCGCCUCUGGGGCUUCGGCAAGUCCUACCGCGAAAAAGACUGCAACAGCAACACUACUUCCGCCAAACACAACUCAUUUUACGCUCACGAGCUACCGGUUACUGUUAGUGAUGCUACUCUCUCUGCGGAGAGCCACGAUGCCGACAAACAUGCGAUCGCUGUGGCAGCGGCUACUGCGGCCGUUGCUGAGGCUGCGGUCGCCGCGGCUCAGGCUGCCGCUGCCGUCGUCAAACUCACCAGCAACAGCGGAAGGUGCGCGAAUUUAUCCUCGGCUUACGUCGGCAGCUGUGGUGGGGUCCGUGAUGAAGUGGCAGCGAUUAAAAUACAGUCCGCUUUUCGUGGAUAUUUGGCAAGAAGAGCGUUGCGAGCAUUAAGAGGAUUGGUACGGCUUCAGGCACUUGUCAGAGGCCACAUCGAGAGGAAAAGAACUGCAGAGUGGCUUCAACGAAUGCAAGCAUUGCUGCGAGCCCAGGCACAUCCUCGUGCAGGACAUGCUCAAAUCUCUGAAUCUUCACAAUCAAGCGGCAAGUCUUUACAUUUUCACCAACCAGGUCCACCAACCCCCGAAAAAAUUGAAUAUUCUAUCUGCUUAAAGAAUAGAAAACAUGAAGUGACAUCAGUACUGAAGAGAAAUGGAUCAAAAUCAAGUGGCAGGGCCCGUCCUGACUAUGACAAAGCUCAUACAGGCUGGAAUUGGUCAGGCCGCCAGAUGGAUAAUCCAUCAAAAGACCAAAAGGGGCCUUCAGUGAGGGCUGGUACCACCGAUGAUGAGAAGAGUGACAAAGUCCUCGAAAUUGAUACUGGGAAACCCCACUUUACACCCAAAGGUAGAAAUCUCUUUCUUUCAUCACAUGUUAAUGUCGCAUCAGAUCGGUAUAGCCGGAGUUUUACCACAUCAAAAGACUUGACAACACACCAGACGGUACCAAGUCCGACUUCGUAUGAAGUUCAAUCUUUAAGCCCUUGGAAAUCCUCCCACGAAGUUGAGGGAGUUUCUUAUUGUACUGCUGAAAAUAGCCCACAGGUUUUUUCUGCAUCAUCAAGGGUUGGUAGUUUCAGGAGAAGCCCCUUCACUUCCACAAAGACUUAUGGCUCGCAAAGCUGUACAACUGGUUACUCAGACCAUCCAAAUUACAUGGCUUACACUGAAUCUUCAAGGGCGAAGGUCAGGUCUCUUAGCGCUCCAAAACAGAGGCCUCAGUAUGAGAGAUCUAUUUCGGCAAAGAGGUACACAAUUCAUGGGUCUGUUGAAUCAAAAUCAAAUGUCCAUAGAUUUUCCAAGUUGCAUUCAAACUUUACAAGCAAAGCCUACCCUGGAUCUGGUCGCUUGGAUAGUCUCGGAAUGCCUGUUGGAUACAGGUAUUAAAUUAGUUUACCAGUAUUCUAGCUUUUCACUAUUAGCAUCUAAUCUGUCUAACUUUGGAGUUAGUUUUCUUAUGUAAUCUUCUGUGCCAAAAAUGUAUGAGUUGUGUAUGUUUUAGGGUAAAUUAUGAGCAGAUGUAACAGCCCAACUACUAAGAUGUGGAUGGCCCCAGCCGAUGCUAUAUUGAAUGAGUAGUUGUUGUAUUGAAUAUAACUAAUAGUUUUUAAGAAUUUGUAUUAAACUAA